This is a messenger RNA of Wyeomyia smithii (pitcher-plant mosquito), 1650 nucleotides long. It is a transcript of the gene Dus4, whose product is annotated as tRNA-dihydrouridine(20a/20b) synthase [NAD(P)+]-like. The record is from RefSeq and is a predicted model, not a curated record. Gene Ontology annotation, molecular function: flavin adenine dinucleotide binding; tRNA dihydrouridine synthase activity. The transcript is spliced from 6 exons. The coding region runs from base 116 to 1339 and encodes 407 amino acids. Gene Ontology annotation, biological process: tRNA processing. NCBI's taxonomy places the organism in Eukaryota, Metazoa, Arthropoda, Insecta, Diptera, Culicidae.
AUUCAAACGACAGUGUUAGCAACAGCUGUUGUUGUUUACAUGUAUUUAUAUGGUUUGUUUUCGAUUCAUUGCAUUGAAAAUUCAUUGUAAACCUUAUGCCGCUUAAAGUACAUAUAUGAGAAUAUCGGUGCUUGUGACUUAUUUUGAAUCAAUGGAUGAGCCAAAACCAAAAUCCAAUAUUGGAGAUCUUUUUGAUUCUGCUCGAUUAGAAGGUCGAUAUUUAAAAAUAUGCGCUCCAAUGGUACGAUAUAGCAAAUUGGAAUUUCGAAAUCUGGUGCGGUCCUUUGACACGGAUCUAACUUUUACUAGUAUGAUCAUGGCUGAUUCGUUUUGCCGAAGUGAAAAGGCUCGACAGAAUGAGUUCACUACAAACAAAGUUGAUACACCGUUAAUAGUUCAGUUCGCUGCAAAAAAUACAGUGGAUUUCCUCUCUGCUACUGAAAUGUGUUAUUCGUAUGUUGACGGUGUUGAUUUAAAUUGUGGCUGCCCCCAGCGCUGGGCUAUGACUGAUGGUUAUGGAAGCGCGCUGCUCAAAUCUCCCGAACUUGUUGCUGAUAUGUUGGCUACAGUGCGAAGAAAUUUUCCUAGUACGUUCAGCGUUUCCGUAAAAGUACGCCUACUUUCAAAAUCUCUAAAGGCAACAAUUGACAUGUGUCGGAAGCUGGAAUCCAGUGGAAUAACCUUCAUUACUGUGCACGGAAGGACGCCAGCAGAUAAAACUAAUGUUCCAGUUAACAAGGAUGCCCUGAAACAAAUUAAAGAUAGUUUAUCCAUUCCUGUUGUGGCAAAUGGUGAUAUUUUCAGCUUACGCCAUGCAGAUGCAAUGCACGAAAUUACUAACUGUGAUGGUGUUAUGGCUGCACGAGGGAUUCUUUCAAAUCCUGCCAUGUUUGCUGGCUACGAAAAAACACCGCUUGAGUGUAUUCAAAAGUGGCUUAACAUUACUACUGAGGCUGAUACCGACAUUACUUUUCAAGCGAUGCAUCAUCAUCUUACGUUUAUGGCGGAAUCAUUGCUAACACGGCAACAGCGGGUAGAGUUUAAUAAUCUUAGCAAAGACAAACAACGUGUGCUGGAUUUUUUUUGGAGAGAAUUCGAACUGCAGCCGCAGCCAUAUGAUCAUCCGCAUAAAAUUGAGUGUACAUUUGAUGAUACAGCUUAUCGGCAAAGGGUUUGUGUGUUGGAUACCCUAGAUGAACCUAUAAAUAUCACGUGUUAUCAAAGCGAAAAUACAGAUGGCGCCUAUUUUAUGACUAAAGUAGGGGAAUCUGCCGAUAUUCAGGUAAAAGAAGAUGUGGAUUUUAUGGACGGCAGUAUGUUUGAUGAAAACGAAAUAUAAAAAUAUACAAAGAUAGUUUCUCUGAAAUUUAUUAAGUUUAAUGUGAAACGGCACUGAAUCUCGUUGAACUUUUUCUGUUUUUUUAAACCUUAUGCAAUACUCGCAAGAACAGUUAUUCGUUUCACUUUGUUUUCGUGGAAUGCAUUUUUUUACGAUAUUUUCCAAAUAACUCGACUCAUGCUAUUUUUUUCGGAAACAAUAGUUAUUGAAAAUGAGUGUUGGUAUGUGCCCGAAACCCCCUUGGGUUAUAAGUGAAGUUUCUAUGGUUUAUUUAAUGGGAUAAAUCCGAGAACUUCCUCGGUUCUAUAAGA